Messenger RNA from Lacerta agilis (Sand lizard), 551 nucleotides. Its product is annotated as 16 kDa beta-galactoside-binding lectin-like. Gene Ontology annotation, molecular function: carbohydrate binding; laminin binding. Lineage: Eukaryota; Metazoa; Chordata; Lepidosauria; Squamata; Lacertidae. The coding region runs from base 4 to 480 and encodes 158 amino acids. The transcript is spliced from 4 exons. The record is from RefSeq and is a predicted model, not a curated record.
CUCAUGCAGAAGAAGGAAGACUUGCUUGUUUGCUUUUGUGUUUGUCUGCAGCUGAGUCAUCAAACCUUCACAAUGGAGACUCGAAUGGUUUUUUCCCACUUGUCAAUCAAGCCUGGCGAAUGCAUCAAAGUGAAGGGGAAAGUGCCACCAGAGGCCAAGAGCUUUGCCCUCAACUUGGGGCACAAUGAUUCAGACAUGAUCCUCCACUUCAAUCCUCGCUUUGAUAGUCACGGAGACGUUAACACCAUCGUGUGUAACUCAAAGACGAAUGGGCAGUGGGACUCAGAGCUGCGGGAGUCGGCGUUCCCUUUCCAGCAGGGAGAAGACACCAAGAUCUGUUUGUCCUUUGAUGGCGAGGAAGUGACUGUAAAGAUCAAUGGAGACCAGGAAGUCAAGUUCCCUAAUCGGCUUGGGGUGAAUUCUGCAAAAAUAUUCUCAGUCGAGGGAGACAUUGCGAUCAGAAGUGUCAAGUUUGACUGAAGUUCAGCCAUGUCUUAAUUUGUAUGUCUAUAGAAGGAGAAACAGAAAAUAAAAUGUGUUGCUUGACCUUG